AUGUCGAACUUGCAGAUACCACCGUAUUUCGAAACGAAACCGCUUUCCAGGAAAGAUUUCUUCAAGAAGGAUGAUGACGACUACAUAGAGAAGGCUGAAGAAGAUCUGGAUGGGGUGAAGCGGUUGUAUCAACUGGUGGACUCCAGGAUACAGGUGGAUCCGGAUUCAGGACGAGCGAAGAAGAGGCGAAAAGUGGAGGUGGAAAGAAAGGAAGAAGGACCUUUGUUAUUUAGGCUAGUUUCGGGCAAAGGCCCAAUACCUGUAUCACUCGAACCGCCUCCACUACCGCCUGCAGUAUUGAAGAUCAUCGAACCUGAAGAUGACGAUGAUACUGCGAAAAGAAGGCAUGAAAUUGCCCAGGCGACAGCUAUUGACGCGUCUUGGAUAAUGAAAGAGUCGUCCAUUCCGGGGCAUCGCAAAUCUAAGGUUGAGGAAUACAAGUCCUCGAAACGUUCGAUACCGACUGCAAACAUGGUGGUUCUGUCCAAGCUGCAAGCUCCUCGAACUUCACGUCCGCCGGUACCGGCGAACCAGCUCGGCUACCCGUACACGGAAACACUUAAACCGGUGGCAAAUCUCAAAGCGUGUCCAACUGUCGAACUUGCUCAGCCUCAUCUUAGUCGCCGCAAACGCAAACAACAGCGCCGCCAACGCCCCCCUCCCGCGUUCUGGACACCUCCGCCAAACGUGACGGGGAAAUGUGUUGGAUACGCGUACGGCUAUCCCAGCAGUUUUUCCAAUGUGGAGAGGUGGAAUCAGCGCGGUAUAUUGUACAGGCGCGAUACCAUGAAGAAGGCCAAACUGAAGUCGGGAUAA
Messenger RNA from Coprinopsis cinerea okayama7#130, 816 nucleotides. RefSeq lists its product as hypothetical. The transcript is spliced from 4 exons. Lineage: Eukaryota; Fungi; Basidiomycota; Agaricomycetes; Agaricales; Psathyrellaceae. Bases 1 to 816 code for a protein of 271 amino acids. The record is from RefSeq and is a predicted model, not a curated record.